AGGGGUGUUUCUGAUGGUGGCCGUGAAGAAGGCGAUAAUUCUGGUGGCGGCGGCGGCGCUUUUGGUGCCGGCGGUGGUUGCGGUUCUUUGGAAUAUUGCUUGGGGAAAGAGGGGAUUGGUAGGGUUUGUGCGGAGGCAUCCGGACGCUGAGCUCAGAGGUGCUAUUGAUGGACAGUACGUCAAGGUCACUGGGGUUGUCACGUGUGGUAGUAUUCCUCUAGAAUCAUCCUACCAGAGGGUUCCAAGGUGCGUUUACGUGUCCACUGAACUGUAUGAAUACAAAGGAUGGGGUGGAAAGUCUGCAAAUCCUAAACACCGCUGCUUUUCUUGGGGAUCUAGAUAUUCUGAGAGAUAUGUAGCUGACUUUUACAUAUCAGACUUCCAAUCUGGGUUAAGAGCACUGGUGAAAGCAGGCUAUGGAGCCAAGGUUGCUCCUUUUGUAAAACCAGCCACUGUCGUAGAUGUGACAAAAGAAAACCGAGACUUGUCUCCAAGCUUCCUACGCUGGCUAGCGGAUCGCAAGCUCUCAAGUGAUGACCGUGUAAUGCGCCUUAAGGAAGGAUACAUAAAGGAAGGAAGCACCGUGAGUGUCAUGGGGGUUGUUCGGCGCCAAGACAAUGUGCUUAUGGUAGUUCCAUCAACCGAGCCCAUCUCUUCAGGAUGCCAAUGGGCUCGGUGCCUCCUCCCGACCUGCGUCGAAGGUUUAAUCAUAACAUGUGACGAUAAUCAGAAUGCAGAUGUGGUUCCCGUGUAGUUAUGGCAGCACUUUCAUCUCAAAACUUUCGAGUAAACAACAUCCCAAGGAUGCAAAAACGACUUCCCAUGCUCCACAAGAUCUAUAUAUCUGCCACUUUUAUUUUCCAGGUUCUAAGUUUAUGCCCAAAAAAAUGUAUGUAAGCUGGCGUAGAAGAUGCAAAGCAAAAGAAUGCUGAAGAUCAGGUAAUAAACAAGUAUUAUCUGUUCCAUGGAGUUACCGUGCAUUAAGAACGAAGAUGCUAAUCGAGUCCAGAAGCCGGAAGACUCUUCUUCUUAGCAUCGCUGUGCUGUGUUUUUUUUUUCUCUUUUUAAUUUUGACUGAUUAUAUUAUGUACAUAAAACUCGUUCCCCAAGGGAAAUCCCACGUGAGUCAGUAUUUUUAUGCUUCUUCCCGUCACAAUCGCUUCGAUAUCUUGUGUUUUAUUAUGAACUAAAAGAUAUUCGAAAUUCUCCUA
Messenger RNA from Momordica charantia (bitter melon), 1211 nucleotides. RefSeq names its product Ubiquitin-specific protease family C19-related protein. The record is from RefSeq and is a predicted model, not a curated record. Lineage: Eukaryota; Viridiplantae; Streptophyta; Magnoliopsida; Cucurbitales; Cucurbitaceae.